AUGCUUCGAUUCCAUCGAGCGGUCCGCCCGAUCUCUGGCCAUAAGCUACCCAGAUCCCUCCCUUCUCUCUAUACCCACCAUGGCAUGCUCACAAGCCCCAAGCGUCAUCAACAGCAGCGUCGGACCCUCUUCGGCGAGCCUUCCAACUUGCCUUUGGCGGGCACCACCUCGGCAGCGAGCGAUGGUAUCCCUUGGUUGUUCUUGCUCGAGAUUGGGAUCGGGUUCCCGAUCGUGUUGUGGACGUACAAGGUCGGUUGUUCCGUUCAUGACUCGAGUGCUGAUCUCGCCUUGACUCAGUGGCUAACACCCCCCCCCCCCCCCCACACGCGGUUCCUGACCUGACGCGAUCGAUCUCUACCCGUUCGUAGUGCACGAUGAUGGUCCUCUUCCAACGCAAGAUCGUAAAUCUACCCUUCCUACCCCUAGGCGGACGUACAGAAACCCUCCUACCGGCCGAGGAUCGUUCGGCUCAAUUGGAGAAGGAGUUGGGAGGUUUCGAUUGGACCCAGGUGGAGUGCACUAGUAGGGCGAGAUCGACUCGAUGGGGUCGCGAGGUGGUGCUUAGAGGGAUACAGGUCAAACUACGACCGAACGCGAAGAAGCAUAUAUCAUCGAUGCAGAGUUCUACGCCUACGCGAUCGCUGGACAAAGACCGUGCCGACGAUCGACCCGUGCUCAUCUUUUACCUUCAAGGCAACGCCGGAACCCCGCUCCAUCGUCACUCUUCCGAGUCCUCCUCAACGGGAUACCCAACACCCCUCCCACAGAAACGACCGUCGUUGCCUUCGCCCCUCGUUCCUACUGGCUCUCAACACGCUCCACACCGACCGAAGCGACGUUCUUAUCGGACUACCUCUCCGCACUGGAAGAGACAAUUCGUCUUCACCCUAAAGCGAGAAUCAUUCUUUACGGUCAUUCUCUAGGUGGAGCAGCGGCCGUACUUCUCCUCCUGCGUCGUGAACUUCUUUCGCUCGAACUUAGAACGCGCAUCAAAGCUCUGGUGUUGGAGAAUCCCCUUCCUUCGAUCCCUUACAUGCUACGAGCGAUCUACCCACAACGCUGGUUGCCUUAUCAUUAUUUAGGACCGUGCGUUUUCGAUCGAUGGGAUGCGAUCGCGCAGGUCGACAACAUAACCGAGGGAUCAGAGGGUUUGAAAGGGUUGAAAACCCUGUGGUUCAGAAGUGGAAGGGACGAAUUGAUCCCUACGGAACAAGAGGAGAAGAAUGAAGGUGGGGAUAGGGUGAGAAGGAUGUACGAGGAAUGGAAAGGGGAGGACAAGCGAUGGGUCGACAUCAAGGAUGCUUUGCACGAGACUGCUUGGCUGUCUAGGAAAUGA
Messenger RNA from Microbotryum saponariae, 1336 nucleotides. Lineage: Eukaryota; Fungi; Basidiomycota; Microbotryomycetes; Microbotryales; Microbotryaceae. The record is from the annotation of a GenBank genome assembly.